Molecule: messenger RNA, 2406 nt
Organism: Musa acuminata AAA Group (dessert banana)
Lineage: Eukaryota; Viridiplantae; Streptophyta; Magnoliopsida; Zingiberales; Musaceae
Product: subtilisin-like protease SBT3.5
Exons: 9
Coding region: 27-2267 (746 amino acids)
Biological process (GO): proteolysis
Molecular function (GO): serine-type endopeptidase activity
Source: RefSeq, a predicted model, not a curated record
UGGGCUCGCUUCUUAUUCUAUCCUCCAUGUCCCUGGUAAUCUUGCUUCUCAUUUGGAGCUACUUCCAAAGGGUCCCGCUUGGAGAUAACCCAUCAACCAAGGCGAGUGUCUCUCUGCCCUCCCCUACUGCGAAGCUGUACAUUGUGGAUCUUGGAGAAAGACGAUACGAAGAUCCACAGCUUGUGAUUGCUUCCCACCAUGAUAUGUUGUCUGCCGUGCUGGGAAGCAAGGAAAAGGCUCGCGAUUCGAUUGUUUACAGCUACAAACAUUGUUUCUCGGGCUUUGCGGCCACGCUCACGCCAUCUCAAGCACACCAAAUUGCAGAAUUGGCGGAGGUGAUCAGUGUCAGUCCAAGCCGCACUUUUCCUCUCCAUACCACGCGAAGCUGGGACUACCUCGGCCUACGGUAUAGCCAUCAGCAACCCACAGGACUACUUGAGAAGGGCAAGGAAGGCGAUGGGAUCAUCAUCGGAGUUGUCGACACAGGCAUCUGGCCGGAAUCGAGAAGCUUCAACGACGAUGGUUAUGGCCCCGUCCCAUCCCGCUGGAAAGGAACGUGUGAAAUAGGCGUAGAACACCCCAUCAGAUGCAACCGCAAGAUCAUCGGUGCAAGAUACUACAGUAAAGACGCCGACCCGUCUGAGGUCGCGCGAGACUACGACUCCCCCCGUGACGCCAAUGGCCAUGGAACACACACCGCUUCCACCGCAGCAGGUUCUCUGGUAAGCGAUGCAAGCUUCCACGGUCUCGGUGCCGGUACAGCAAGAGGAGGCGCUCCUCGUGCACGGCUAGCGAUCUACAAGGUGUGCUGGGGAUCAGGAAGAUGCGGGGAAGCCGACGUACUACAAGCCAUAGAUGACGCGGUGGAUGAUGGAGUGGACAUCUUGUCACUGUCAAUCGGUGGGGAUGGCUACCUUCCGGCUUCACUAGGCGCGGUAAGAAGUGGCAUGACGGUGAUCUUCUCCGGCGGCAAUGACGGUCCCGUCACUCAAACAUUAAAUAACGACGUUCCAUGCGUCAUCACCGUGGCUGCCAGCACCAUCGAUCGAUCUUUUCCGACCGUCAUAACCCUCGGAGACAAACAAACUGUGGUGGGACAAUCGCUGUUCUAUGACACGGCGGAUGUAGGAUUCAAAGGCCUAGUAGUGCCUGCAAGUUGCUCUGCAGAGGACAUACAUUCCAGAUAUGUAGUAGGCAAGAUUGUGCUGUGCGCUGACAGUGGGCCUGCUGGGAACUUCGACGACGUUUUGGGAAUCCUGCAGGGAGCCAAAGCCGCCGGUGUGAUCUUUGGACGAUUCCCACGCAGCAACCUCCUACCUUGCGAACGCUUCAUAUGUGUCCUGGUAGACAAAGAUGUACACGAGCAAAUAUGGAUAUAUGGUGAAAAGACGACAAGUUCUCCGGUGGUGAAGGUGAGCCCAGCCUUAACCUCGGCCGGGAUUCCAAUCACGUCGCCCAGGGUGGCAGCUUUCUCCUCCAGGGGGCCGAGUGUAUCUUAUCCAGACCUGGUCAAGCCCGAUAUCACAGCUCCGGGAGUCAGUAUCUUGGCCGCAGUGGAAGAUUCUUAUGAAUUCAUGUCCGGGACUUCAAUGGCCUGUCCUCAUGUAUCUGGAGUUGCAGCUCUUCUCAAAGUAGUGCAUCCGGAAUGGUCUCCAGCUGCCAUCAAAUCAGCACUUGUCACCACCGCAUACACGACCGAUGCGUACGACUUCCCAGUAGAGGCAGAGGCGAUUCCUCGGAAGCUGGCCGAUGCUUUCGACUAUGGCGGAGGUCACAUCGAUCCUAAUAAAGCCGCAGAUCCUGGACUUGUUUAUGAUAUCCAUCCGGAUGAUUACUGCAACUACUUCCCGUGCACAAACCGUGCCUUGAGUCUGCCCUCGGACGACAUUCCCGGCCUCGGGACGUCCGGAGUGGAUAACAAACGUAUGUAUGACCUGAACCUGCCCUCCAUCUCCGUUCCCGACCUGAAGGAGACCCCUGUGACGGUCGGGAGGACCGUUACUAAUGUGGGCGACAAGAAAUCCAAGUACAAGGCAGUAGUGCGUUCUCCACCAGGUGUUAACAUGGUUGUGGAGCCGUCCGUUCUGGAGUUCAAGGCUUCGAAGCAGAAGCUUCCCUUUAAGGUGACCUUCACGUCGCUUCACAAGGUGCAAGGAGGCUUCACUUUCGGAAGCUUGACUUGGGUGGAUGAUGGUGGGAACCAUACCGUCAGGAUUCCGAUCGCGGUUCGAGUGAUCAUCGUAGAUUCCUUUUCUGACACCUCCUAGAGUCCAAGUUAUAAGCUCUGGCCUGAGCAUUCGAGACAUGAAGUAAUAAUGGAGCCGAGUUAUAUGUUGCUGUAGCAGUAAGUUCAAUGUUAAGUUCUCUCGAGGAAUAAAAGGAUAUCUGUUACGUUGUUCGUGCGUA